Molecule: messenger RNA, 774 nt
Organism: Hippopotamus amphibius kiboko
Lineage: Eukaryota; Metazoa; Chordata; Mammalia; Artiodactyla; Hippopotamidae
Product: short palate, lung and nasal epithelium carcinoma-associated protein 2A-like
Exons: 6
Coding region: 1-774 (257 amino acids)
Molecular function (GO): lipid binding
Source: RefSeq, a predicted model, not a curated record
AUGUUUCAGCUUUGGAAGCUUGUUCUCUUGUGCGGUCUGCUCACGGGGACCUCAGCACUUCUUGUUGGCAAUGUCGUUGGGAAUCUUCUAAAUGAUGUUUUGAACACGCUGACAGGUCUUCUUCGGAACUUUGACAGUACGCUUCAAUCUAUUCUUCAGCAAGUGACGCCCAAUUUGGAUGCGCUCCAGGGACCCAGGUCUUGGGGAAAUGCCCUGCAGAUGAUGCAGGACUUUAAGAACUGGUUGGAAGAUAUCCUUUCUAAAAUUUUCCAAUUAGUGGCUCAGGCGACAGGGUUGGAUAUCAGGAACGUCCGCAUCCUGGAUAUCACAUUCCAAGCGGCUCCGGAUGACAAAUCUGCUAGCCUGAGUAUCAACAUCGCUGCUGACAUCAGCCUCAGCGUGCCUCUGUUGGGCAAGGUUGUCGACCUGGGCCUCAAACUGAACCCUCAAGGGAGUGUCAGCAUUGAAACCGACCCCACGACUGGAGCCUCCAAAGUGGUCAUGAGACAAUGCACCAUCAACCCAGACAGCAUCUCACUCACCGUGCUGGACAGACGCACUGGACUGCUCAACACAGCCGUGGACAAUCUGGUCAGCCUCGUGAGACAGCUGGUGUCCCUUGUAGCGCAAAACGUGGUGUGCCCAGUGCUCCAGAUCCUCUUCAGCCUCCUGGAUCCGAAUUUGGCUCAGGAAAUCAUCCGUAAGUCACAGCCUGGGGAAGCGGGGGGCUCCCUCUGCAGCCUUCCAAGGGCAGAUAUGCCCCUCUACGACUGA